AAUGCAGGCCCACUGGAAAAUAGCACCUUGGCCUUGAUGUUGCCAAUAAUUUACCGAAAUUUCGACCAGAAGAAACUCUGCUGGGCACUUCUGCACAACUUGGGGAAGAUGUGAAAGGAAUCGCCUCCUGAUCCUCAAAGGGAUUCUUUUUUCCUUGCCAUUUGUGGAAUAAAUAAAGAAGAGAGAUGAUAUGGAAAGCAGUUGUGCUGCUGGGCUGUGCUUUGGGCAUCAGCACAUUCCCCAUGGAAGAACCUGAAGAUGGAGGCAAGCACUGGGUGGUGAUUGUUGCAGGCUCAAAUGGCUGGUACAACUAUCGACACCAGGCAGACGUGUGCCAUGCGUACCAGAUCGUACACCGAAAUGGAAUUCCAGACGAACAGAUCAUUGUCAUGAUGUAUGAUGACAUUGCUGAUAAUGAUGAAAAUCCAACAAAAGGCAUUGUCAUCAAUAGACCUAAUGGCACAGAUGUGUAUGCUGGAGUGCCCAAGGACUAUACAAAGGAGGAUGUUACUCCAAAGAAUUUCCUUGCUGUUCUCAGAGGAGAUGCGGAAGCAGUGAAGGGAGUGGGGUCAGGAAAAGUGUUGAAAAGUGGUCCCAAGGAUCAUGUGUUCGUUUAUUUCACUGAUCAUGGAGCUCCAGGACUUCUGGCUUUUCCUGAUGAUGAUCUUCACGUGAAGGACUUGAAUAAGACUAUUUGGUACAUGUAUCAUCACAAAAAAUACCGGCAGAUGGUGUUUUACAUUGAAGCAUGCGAGUCUGGAUCUAUGAUGAAUCAUUUGGCUGAUAAUAUAAAUGUUUAUGCAACAACAGCUGCCAAUCCCAGAGAGUCAUCUUAUGCAUGUUACUAUGAUGAUGAAAGGCAGACUUAUCUUGGGGACUGGUACAGUGUGAAUUGGAUGGAAGAUUCGGAUAUGGAGGAUCUAAGAAAAGAAACACUCCACAAGCAGUUCCAGCUCGUGAAGAAACGCACUAACACCAGCCAUGUGAUGCAGUAUGGAAACAGAAGCAUCUCCUCCAUGAAAGUGAUGCAGUUCCAGGGCAUGGGGAAGAAAGCUGUCCCCAUUUCUCUGCCACCUGUAGAACGCUAUGACCUGACUCCUAGUCCAGAUGUGCCUCUUGCAAUCAUGAAACGAAAGCUGAUGGCUACCAAUGACAUUCAUGAGGCUAAGAAGAUUGCUGCAGAGAUGAAAGUACACCUGGAGGUGAAAGAAUUUAUCCAAGAAUCUAUGCGAAAGAUCAUCGUGUUAGUAACAGGAUCGAAAGAACAGACCAACCAAAUUCUGUCAGACAGACUGACCCUCAGCAAUUAUGACUGCUACCAGUCAGCGGUGAACCACUUCAAAGCUCAUUGCUUCAACUGGCACUUGGCCUUGUAUGAAUAUGCACUGAGACAGCUGUAUGCCUUGGUCAACGUUUGUGAAGGUGGAUACCCUAUAGACAGAAUACGCCUGGCCAUGGAUCAAGUGUGCCUUGGGUAUUGAUGGAAACAACAAUCCUUAGUAUAACCCUUACUACAAGUGAUAACUUUUCAUAACUGUAGUAACCCAGACUUUCCAUGCAUGCCAACAUGAAGGGUCAGCCACUCUACUGGAACUGUGCUGGGAGCCCAGGCUCCUGACCGUGAGCAACGCAGCCAGCGUUCUCCCCUGCACCCCCGCCUGCCGACAGCCCGCUGGUUGGACACGGGCGUUUUGGCAAACACCUGGAGCUUUCAAGAUGGAUGGUUUGUUUCAAAGCACAAUGCUCUUAAGAAUCUCUGGAUGAACACUACAAGCCACCUAUACCUAUCAGUGAUUGUGAAAUCUAUGCUAAAUUUAAACAUUAAGUCAUUAAUCCUGAAAAAAAUUUUUACACUAUUGCUAUUAGCUUUUUACCAAAAGUUAACGAAUUCCAUUACAGUGACUAAUUUGCGGAUUGGUUGAAGAGUGAAGAAACCAAAGCUUGUUCUUUAAGCUUUAACUCCUUAACAGUUUAAAGAAAUGAGUUGCAUUUAAGAACUAUCAGAUGUGAACAGCGCAGUUAAACUGUGAACAGUAACAGUCUUUGUGGGUAGAAAGCACUGUUUCCCAAAGAAAAAACCAAAUAUCUAAUGCUGUAAAUCUAGCACUAGUAUGCUAUAAUUACAUGUAUAUAUACAUAAACCUGUGGGAAGUCAUAGAGUACGGCAACUGCCUGUGAAUAAAAAUAAAGUUGACAGUUUAAUCAGCCUACAGGGCAAUACAGUGUAA
Molecule: messenger RNA, 2228 nt
Organism: Calidris pugnax (ruff)
Lineage: Eukaryota; Metazoa; Chordata; Aves; Charadriiformes; Scolopacidae
Gene: LGMN
Product: legumain
Exons: 14
Coding region: 186-1481 (431 amino acids)
Biological process (GO): vacuolar protein processing
Molecular function (GO): cysteine-type endopeptidase activity
Source: RefSeq, a predicted model, not a curated record